Molecule: messenger RNA, 1491 nt
Organism: Stegodyphus dumicola
Lineage: Eukaryota; Metazoa; Arthropoda; Arachnida; Araneae; Eresidae
Gene: CSN1b
Product: COP9 signalosome subunit 1b
Cellular component (GO): COP9 signalosome
Source: RefSeq, a predicted model, not a curated record
GAUUUAGAAGCGUACAGCAGUAGCUACUCAGGUUUAGCUAAGCUUUAUAGAUUGCUUUACAUAGCUGAUCACUGUCCUUCCUUAAGGAUUGAGGCAUUAAAAAUGGCAUUAUCUUAUGUGCAAAACACAUACAAUGUGAGCAUGUAUCAAAUGAUCCAUAGAAAACUCCUGGAAGCAGCUGGCAAUUCUAAUCUUCCUGAUGUCACUGGUGGUCUGAAUGCUGGAGUUUUGCCUUUGGACACGCAGUGGAUUGAAACUAAAAGUAAGAAAGCUGCUCUGAAAUUAGAAAAGCUUGAUACUGAUCUAAAAAACUAUAAAAGCAACUCUAUCAAGGAAAGUAUCAGACGGGGCCACGAUGAUUUAGGAGACCAUUAUUUGGAUUGUGGAGAUCUAAGUAAUGCGUUAAAAUGUUAUUCCAGAGCAAGAGAUUAUUGUACUAGUGGAAAACAUGUCGUGAACAUGUGUCUGAAUGUCAUUAAGGUCAGUGUUUAUCUUCAGAAUUGGUCUCACGUGCUGACUUACGUUAAUAAAGCUGAAGGGACUCCAGAAGUGGCCGAGGUGAAUGAGAAAGAUGCAAACCAGUUGGUCCUUACUAAAUUAAAGUGUGCUGCCGGCUUGGCCGAAUUAGCCACUCAUAAAUACAAAUCUGCUGCCAAAAAUUUCUUGCUAGCAUCCUUCGAUCACUGUGAUUUCCCAGAUCUUCUUUCACCGAACAAUGUUGCUAUGUAUGGAGGCCUCUGUGCUCUCGCUUCCUUCGAUCGACAGGAACUUCUGAAGAAUGUGAUAUCUAGCAGCUCUUUCAAGUUGUUUCUGGAAUUGGAGCCUCAACUGCGAGACAUUAUAUUUCGUUUCUAUGAAUCUAAAUAUGCUUCUUGUUUGAAACUGCUGGAUGAAAUUAAGGUAACUAAACAAAGCAUUUUUCAAGAUAGCUCUUUCACAGUGAUGGUAAAAAUUUUGUAUCACAUGCCAAAAAACAUGGUUCGCCAUCAGUAUUUCAGUCCCUAUUCAUCUGCAGACAUGAAUAAAAUGGCUCAGGCUUUUAAUACUACAGUGAGUGCUUUAGAAGAUGAAAUCAUGCAGUUGAUUCUCGAUAAUCAGAUUCAAGCGAGAAUCGAUUCUCACAAUAAGAUACUGUAUGCCAAAGACAUUGAUCAGAGGAGUACUACGUAUGAGCGGGCCAUUAAGAUGGGUAAAGAGUAUCAGCGACGCACAGCGCAACUCAUUUUGAGAGCUGCCAUGUUGCGUAAUAACAUACAAGUUAAGAGCCCACCACGUGAAGGGUCCCAAGGGAAUGAAUUAAGCAUGACACCCGUAAACAGCACUCCAAGAACUUAAAAUCUGAUCAAUAAAUUUUCAUUAUUUGCUGCCAUGAUGUAUUCCUGCAUUUUGUGAAAAAGAUCUUGUCUAAUCCAUAGUUUGUGUGGUUUCCCUGUUUCAUUUAACUACGUAUUCACUCUGCUUAACAUUUAAGAAAUAUAAGAGUAGAUAUAA